AUGUGCAUCAGCAGGUCUUUUGGGGGUUUCAAACCUCCUGUGUGCCGACUUCCUUCAGAGGCUGACAUCAACCCUUUGUCGGCUCAGGGCUUUGGUGAGCGAUGGCGCGCCCACGGCUAUCGGGCUGUCCUUAGCGACCUUGAUGCUGCCAAGGGUGUGCACCGAGUGGCCCUGAUUGCCUCUCUCCCCGUGCAUCGUGUGAACCUCAAGCUUCCCCCGCACGUGGCUGCGCGAUGCGCUGUAGGAGCCUUUGAAAUGCAGACUGCAGGCAGCAAGUGCAUCACUCUGGUGGUGGCUUUCUAUGGCUUCCCUGGCCAGGCAGAUGCCACGGCCCAGGCUUUAGGUGAGUCUGAGCAAGCUGUGGUGCAGCUCCUGUGUGACGGUGAGCUUCGGUCCUUGGACGAAGCGGAUUGGACCCAAGCUGGCCCAACAAAUCCCACGCGCACCCGGCGCAUCGAUUUCGGCCUGGCCCACUGGUCCAUCAUCGCGUCGGCGGUCAGGCAGUUCGAGCGCCCGAACCUCUCGGACCAUGCGUGCAUCUUUUAUGAGACGCGGUGCCUAAGCCGUGCCAACAGCUUCUCCAUGCCAAAGUUCCGUGAGCUCCCUGCCACGGCCCCCGAAGACAUUCUGUCUAACUUUGGUGGGGUCUGGGAUGCCGCACACUUUGAGAAUUCUAUUGCUAGUGGUGCGCCUGGGCUUUCUUGUCGGACGUGGCAGAGCGCACGCUGGGCGCCACUUCCCUCUUCGAUGCCUCUGGUGCCCGAAGGAGUGACCACUGGCUCCCUUGUGCCCGCCACGAGUCCCACCACCGCGUCGGCCCCCAGGGUCAUGAGUCCCAAUCCCUGCGAUCGUGCAAUCCAGGUGAUCUCUAACUUGCAUGGCGAGCUCCAGCAGCAGGAGACGGAAGCCAGAGUGCACAGGCCCCUUGCUGGCAUCCCUUCUUCUGUCCACCCGGCCUCUAUUGUCGCUGAGCACGGCAAAGUUUGGCUGAAGCACUGGACUCCGGCCUCUCCCGUCAAUUUCGAUGCCGUGCAGCGCAUCCUUGACCGCGUUCCGGGCGGGCCGCAAUCGGACAUUGUGCUCCAGGUCGAGGCUGAGGCUUUGAUCCGUGCCACUAAGGCCAUGCGGGGGAAAGCGAUGGGCCCUGACCGUUGGUCAGCGGAGCUUCUGCUCCGCCUCCCCGAGCAGUGGUGGCGGGCGGCGGCCACUUUGUGGAAUGCAGUGCUCACCAAGCAGUACGUCCCUCGACUCUGGCGCCGGGCAUUGAUUGCCCUGGUGCCGAAGGCGGGGGCCCACUGCAUCUCUCGCAACUUGUUGCCGUGGAUGGACACAUGGCUGGGCCACCACACCUUGGGCGGGGCCCCGUGUCGCGGCCCGGGCGACGCGCAUGCCCGCCUUUUCCAUGCGUGGCAGAGUGGAUGCAAAGUCUUCUGCCAACAGGACCUCACGCGGUUCUUCGACUCGCUUGAUGUCAGGGCGGUGGGUAUGGUGCUGCGGCACCUCGGUGCUCCUGUUGGCCUGGCUGAACUCUUAGCCUCCUUUUACCAGGAAGCCUCCAGGCUCUUUCUGCAUGAGGGCCGUUCCAGCAGUGCAUGGGGCGACCCCGCGCGGGGCUUGGCACAGGGAUGCCCACUAUCCCCAAUGGCUGCGGUCGCAAUUGGCCACAUCUGGGCCAUGUGGGUUCAGUCUUUCGCCGAGGGACGCACUGACUGCCUCAUCUUUAUCGACGACCGCGUGUUGUGGCCGUCCCGCACGUGUGUGGACCCGCUUGGGGCAAUGGAUGUUGCACUGAGGGCCUCUGACUCCUUCGACCAAGCCUUCGGUUUCCAGUGCCGUGCCAGCAAGUGUGCUGUUGUAUGUCCCCCCGAUGUCGGGACUUUUGAUCAGUGGGCUGGAGCCAGGAACUACCCACGUGUGACUACCUUAAAGGUGCUGGGCAUCACUCUUGACAUGCAGGAGGGUGCCCUGGGCCUCCUUAAGUUUAGCCCGCGCCUGCUCCUGCACCGCCUUCGGUUCCUCAAGCUCCUAGGGGGGAGGUUCCCCAACUCCGUCGCAUCGUGCUGCAGCUGGUCCACUCAGCCAUGUUCUGGGCUGGUGGUGUGGCUUGUCCUGAUCGCGAUUGCCUGCGCGACGUUUGGAAUUCCACGUGUGCAGUCCUGCAGAGGCACGCCACUCCUAAAGUCUUGCUGUGUGCCUCCUUUGGCUGGAUGUUGGACCCUGCCUGGGCGGCUGAUUGGGCAUCCUUGCGAGCUGCCUGGCGCUUCAAAGCCCGACCCCCAGCAUGGCUCGAUACGGCCGGACUCGAUGUUGCUUGUGGUGACUGGCGUCGUUUCCUCCCUGGCGCGGCGGCGGUGGUGCAGCGGUUGGGCUGGCAGGUCCAAGGCAAUGGCGCCAUCCUGGCACGGCUCGACGAUUCGGGCACCUUCCGGCUGGGAAUCCUUUGAUGUGGUCAAGCGCUGGCUUGUGGACCACUACAAGUGGCAGGGCGUGCAUUCGUGUGGGCGGAUCCGCAAUCGUGGCCAUCGCGAUGAUGCAACGUUGGCCCGUGGUCUCAGCCUGGGGGCCCCGCUUCGCAGUGCUCGGUUUGCGCUAGAAGGUCACCGCCUUGCAGUCGCGGCUGAACCUACUCGCGAGGUUCGCCUUGCUGCGCUGGGUUCGGGCGGCUCCAUUUGGUACCACUGCAAAAGGUUGGACGUGAGCUCACCUGACACUACUGCGUGUGUCUGUGGCCUUUUGCAGCCCAGCCGGGCACAUCUCACUUGGUGUUGCACCUCCACGACAGAGCUACGGCAAAGCCUCGCACUUCCCUCCACCCGUGCUGGUGAACGGCUUUUCGCAGCUGAGAUUUCUGAGUACCCUGCGGCCCCUGCGGCCUCGGACUUUGAAGACCUACUUCAGCGCAUGGUGACGCAUCUUCGCAGCUUCGCCAAAGUGGAUGAGCGCCUGCUCAUUGCGACCGAUGGCAGUACCAAGUUCGACGUCGGCGGCUGCGCCGUGGUUUUCGGAAGCGGUGAUGGCACCUUCGUUUUCGGUGAUGCCUGCGAGGAUCAAUCGGCUUUUCGCUGUGAGCUCCUCACCUUGACGACCCUCUUUGAGGCGAUCUCUUAUGCGCAUUUGGAUCCUGGGUGUCAGAUUGGCAUCUUGGUGGAUUGCAAUUCCGCUCUACAGGCUGUGUCUGACCCUGGUGUGUGCUCCAUGCCUCUCCUGGCCCACAAGGCUGCGAGGCUGUUGCGUGACGUGUGUGCUGGAGGACUGGACCUGCGGCUCUCGUGGACCCCUGCACAUGGUCGGCGGCCCAACUGGACUGCUCCCUGGGGCCUGACGGCCGCCCGCUGCAGGGACCUCAACGAACGGGCCGAUGCGGCUGCCAACAGCAUUGCACCGGGCUCGUGGAUCGGGCAGGGUGAGCUGGCAUGCAGAGCUUCAUCGUGCAGCGCUUUGGGAGCGGGGCCAUCUUGGCUUCUGCUGGUGCCUCCAAUGUCUUGGCGCAGCACCUUCGUGCGGGGCGGCCGGCCCGUGGUGCUCAGGCUGACUCUUGAGCCUUCGCUACUGAAGUGGACUAUUGCAUCGAUGACGGCUUCGGUGGCUCCCUCGACGAACUACGUGCUGGGCUACAUUUUCUGGCUGCCGGCUGCUGGCUGCUGGCGGCAGGGCGUGCUGCAUGGCGUGGGCUGCGGGCUGAGGCGUGCUGCUGCGCUCCUCUGA
This is a messenger RNA of Symbiodinium sp. CCMP2592, 3705 nucleotides long. Lineage: Eukaryota; Dinophyceae; Suessiales; Symbiodiniaceae. The record is from the annotation of a GenBank genome assembly.